CUCAGUGCCGUUUUAUAAUCCUACAGAGACGCAGGCAGCACAUAAAAGCCAAGGGCAGACGCUUUAGCGGUAGGAGCACUCCUCCUAAUUAAGCCAUUGAACUUCGGCCACGACGCUGCCCUUUAGAAAAACACCUUACACGCGCCGGGCUGUUGGUGCGAGGCGGGCCAGCCAAUAGGAGAAGGGUUUGAAUCAAGGUCAAGGGAAGAUGCUCAACAGCACCGCGGCGCAUUGGAUGGGAACCGAGGCUACCUAAGAAGCUAUACGAGAAAACCCGACGGUCGCCGCGCGGGGAUGGGAAGUCAUUCACCUGCCGCGUGCCUCUAAGCGAUGUAGAGCCCCCCUGGCUUUAAAUAACCAGCAGCACCCAUGACCCUGACGAGAGGUUCCUUCACCUACACCAACGGCGAGGAGUACCACGGAGAAUGGCGAGAAGGCAAGACCAUGUUACUAUGCUCCAUCAUCAACUUGGUUACUAUGCUCCGUCAUCACCACGGGCUCCGGCAUGGCCUGGGCCAGCUGAACUUCAGCGAUGGGACAUGCUACACGGGACAGUUCGAGAACGGCCUCUUCAACGGAUGUGGGGUGCUGGUGUUCCCUGACAACUCCAGGUACGAGGGGGAAUUUGUCCAGGGGAAGUUUCAAGGUAGCGGUGUCUUCUGUCGCUUCGACGGGAUGAAGUUUGAAGGAGAGUUUAAGAACGGCUGCAUCGACGGAUACGGGGUGCUGACGUUUGUUGACGGCGGUCGCGGUGCCGGCGGCGGCUGUCAGGAGGGCCUGUUUGAGUCCAACCAGCUGGUGCGGCGGGAGACAAGCCAGGGGGCGCUACAGCGGGCGCAGGGUGUCGCUGCCAAGGCCCGUGCCCUGGCCAAAUAACCAUCCACUACCCAAUAUGCCCCUGGGUUAGGAUCCCUCCAUCCCCUUUGUCUGUGGUUAUCUUCUGUUUUUUAAGAGCUGUGUGUUGUUUAUUACUAAACAAGACAGGACCGUCUGGUCCGCUAGGGACCAGAAGGUCUUGAUCCCCUGCAGCCAAACUCACCUUCCGUUUUUCUGCUGCUGAUGACACCUGGGUGCUCUCUCUGGUCUGAGGUUCAUUUCGACUUGACAACUCAAGAGUUCCUUGACCUGAAGUUUGACACGGACAGUAUCGCCGUAGGCUGAUGUUAUUCUCCAAUCCGUUGCAUGACUCAUGCAGGCAGCAAUCCAUAUCUUGCUUGGGGUACUCUGAAAACCAACCUCCAUGGGUCAUGCUUCAACAAGCACGAUCAACAGCCUUGUUACAACCAAUCACCCCGAGACACGGUGCUUUGGUUCAUGUUAGAUUGGUUGUAUUUGCCUCUAAUAUCAUGCAGUAUUUCUAUUUCUCAACACUCAGUGCCACAGUGACACAAGCUGGUCAAGGAUCAGUUUGAUUUGUCCUUCUCUGUGCCAUUCACAUGCUGUGCCAGCUGCAGCUGACCCAGAGUCGUCAUUGGCUCGUCAGGAGCUGGGGGGGGCGAGGCUAGGGGGCGGGGCUAGGGCAGGUGGAGGUGGGGCUGGGGACUAGAGCAGCAGUUCCUGACCUUUCAGCUCCAACUUUUGCUCCCCAUUUUUAGGGCGAAAUACUUCUACUUAUUUGAUUUUUUAUAUUUUCUGCUUCCCCAAAUGUUUUAACCCUAGGGACAUCUGGACAUAUUAACAAAGCUCCAGACCUAGUAUGAGGACUGCACACUUGAUAGUAAGCAGUGGUAGCAGUAGCUUGCUUGGCUGCGAAUCCUAAGGAAGUCUGUUUAUAUGCACAGGAACUUUCAAAUCUCUAAAUUGUGCUCCAUCAUAUAUCUAUAACUUGGGAUUCUGCUGACGUCAGUGCCGUGUUUUCAAGUACUUUAAAGUGUUUUAAAAAUGUUUUAAAGUCAGUGGCAGUUAACGGUUUGACUUGCGAUGUGAAAUGUCUCAUACAUGUGCACUCAGGCCUAAAGAAAGCCUCACUCUGCCUGAAAACACUUCUUGUAUCACAAAGUGAAUGAAACCACUCUUCGUUAGUGGGACCUUGCUGUUGUGGGUGUCUCAGGCUGGUCUUUCUCUCAGAGUACAGUCCACGUCCAUGUUCCCCUUCCCGGGUCUCCUAGCUCUGGUCCUGGUCUAAACCCUGAACCAUACUUCUCCACGUGUUCUGGCAAACUAAGCUAAGUGUAGCUGGAACCAAAAAACUAGGAGGUCGAACUGAACUCAAUGUUUGAGUACUGCUUAUUAGCAACAAAUAAUGCAAAAACACAACAUUCUUGAACAUUUGAACCAAUUAGUUCUGAAAAUAUAAUACCUUGUCACAAGCUACAUCAAUUUAAACAAAGCUAUUUGCUUAUGCUUUUAAAAAAGGUGGCAUAUAGCCUCCCGGGACCUAAAUACCUAAACCAGUUGCCUAAAUAAAUUGCACCUCAUACAUACUGAUGUUUAGAAAGAAACAUUACAUAUGUUUUUGUACUGGUUUGUUUUCUGCCAAGGUCAGGUUUGCCUCAUGCAUUUCAGAUGCAUCUGUGGCACGCGUUGGAUUGUUUCAACAUGUGCUUAGACAUUUAAUAGCAUAGCUUGUUAUGUCAAAUACAAGUAGGCAGAUUUAGAUCAGGCUGUGUUGUAAAGCUCAGUUUGUCAGAACACUUCUACAGGAAGCUUUGUUCCAGACCCGAUUAGAAGGAGCAAGAGGAGACCUAAGCAAAAAAAUAAAAGAUCAAAAAUGUAAUCAAUCCUUUAAACCUUUUUAGGAUAACUUGAGAACACCCACAGUACUUAUUGUAAAGCCUUUUGUCAGGAAGUGUAGCCAUCUUACCAGAAAGAGAAAAACAAAACGAAUCUCACUUUCAAGUCAAAUGGUUUACCCUGUGUUAAGCCUGUUAAGAUGGUUUGGUUUACCGGCAAACCAGCUUUCAGACACUAUUACAGAGCCUAGUGAGCCCACAGUCUCACUUGUUUAUUGAUGUCACUUGGAUGUUGUGUCUUUGUGUAUUUAUUAACAGAAAUGUAAAAAGAGAAAAAGACGACGCUAGACUAACACUGACUCUAUGUGAAUAAGGUGCCUAAUAGGAAUGUCUUGUCUGUGUGUGUAAAAUACGACUGGAAUUUACUGUGCUGCAUGUCGCUAUGCUUUACUCACUGUGCUGUACUGUUGACUACUAAGUGGACUUACAGUGGAUUCAGAUACAUGUCAUUAAGUAGCAGGUAGGGGGCUAGGGGGCCUCUGGCUCCAGGAGGCUUUCAGGUACACUGCGGACACUGACCUUUUGACCGGGCUAAAUCAGACACCCUAGCCCCCCAGACUUUCUGCUUGUGGCCAUGCUCUGUUCACUGUUAUGCAUGUAUGGGGGAUGCCCCGGUUUUAUCCAGUGGAUAAUCACUAAUACACACAACCUUUAAUCACAAAUACAGUCCAACAUGUUUAAAAUGCAUUGCCACAAUGCAAGAGUGAGUAUUUCAAUGUUAGAUAUGAAAAAACAGAGUUCCAAAAUAUACACAGUUGCUGCACGUUGCAUAUGUUACAUGGGUAAAGAUUGGUGGGAUAUCCUCAAAUGUAAAGUAUGAUGGGUAACUAGCUUCUGCGUGUGGAACUAGUGGCAGUGUGGGGAAAUGCAUCAUAUAUCUGUAGAAGUGUUCUUUGUCCUUUGUGUGAAGUGUUUAACGUUUUUCUUGAGGCUUUAUGACUGUUUCAUUUCUAUAAGCUUGUUUUGUACACCUGUACAGGGUGGGUGACUUUAAAAAUGCACGUGCACUGAUGCUAAAGGCCGAUUCGCACAAUCAGAAACUCAAGAUGUAAUCACUGCUUUAAUUCCCA
Messenger RNA from Gadus morhua (Atlantic cod), 3802 nucleotides. Its product is annotated as MORN repeat-containing protein 4. Bases 370 to 876 code for a protein of 168 amino acids. The record is from RefSeq and is a predicted model, not a curated record. The transcript has 5 exons. Gene Ontology annotation, cellular component: cell projection. NCBI's taxonomy places the organism in Eukaryota, Metazoa, Chordata, Actinopteri, Gadiformes, Gadidae. Gene Ontology annotation, biological process: response to axon injury.